GACGAGGAACCCAGAUUGGGUUCCUCGUCAUGAGGUACCCAGAUGGAACCCAAAUCGGGUCCCUCAUUUGGGUUCCUCACGAUGAGUAUCCCAGAUUGGGUUCCUCGUCGUGAGGUUCCACAAGGAAACCAGCUCUGGGUUCCACCCUCAAUAACUGCUGCCAAACCCCCAUCUUCUCACAACGCUAGAAGGAAUGACAUUGCUUCAGCAAAUCCCGCAAAUCCAUCAGGGAAAAGAUCUAAAUCAUCUAGUCUAAUCACAGAGUUGAAGCUGUCUGUGGAUAGUCUAGAGAAGGAAAGGGACUUCUACUUCUCAAAGUUGAGAGAUAUCGAGAUUCUGUGCCAAACUCCUGAUAUUGAGCACUGGGAUUGGUCUAAUCCUUACCUCUCCUUUUAUCCUUGCUCGGUUGCUUUUAAAGAUUCUUGCAUUAGCUGGAGCAAAGCAACCUUUCCUAAUUUCCAUAAAAAAAAGAGAGAGCUUUUGGCUCGGCUUGAUGGGAUCCAGAGAACCCUUCAACAUGGAAAUAAUUCUUUUCUCCUAAACUUGGAGGAUAUCCUCUCAAAGGAGUACCAAACAAUCCUCAAGUAUGAGGAGGAUUUGUGGUUUAUGAAAUCUCGAGUUCAAUGGAUCCAAAAAGGUGACAAAAAUUCAAAAUUUUUUCAUGUUUCUACCAUCAAGCGUAGAUCCCAUAAUCGGAUUCUUGGCCUUAAGGACCUUAAUGGUAACUGGUGUUUUGCUGCAGAAGAUAUCCUCAAUGGUCCGUCAAUUCACUCUUCUAGCUGGCCUCAUUUAUCUAACAUUCCUUCCCAGAGGGAAGUUUGGACUGCACUUAAUACUAUGCAACCUUUUAAAGCCCCUGGACCUGAUGGCCUGCAUGCUGGCUUUUUUCAGAAAUACUGGGAGUUUCUUGAGGAGAAACUGUGUUAUGAGAUCUCCAAUAUUUUCUCCUCUGCCAGUAUGACCAACUCUUGGAAUUCUAGCCUUUUGGCUCUCAUCCCCAAGGUCAACAAACCUGAGUCUGUUUCUCAGUUUCGACCUAUAGGUCUUUGCAAUAUUUCCUACAAAAUUGUCACAAAAAUUAUUGUUCUUAGACUUAAGCCGAUUAUGGAUAGUCUUGUCUCCCCCAUGCAAGCUAGCUUUAUCCCUGGGCGUAAUGGUGUUGAUAAUGUGACUCUACUAAGAGAGUUUGUCUACUCUUUUAGUAGGAAAAAGGGGAGACUGGGAGAAAUGAUCAUUAAAUUAGAUUUAGAAAAAGCAUAUGAUUGUUUGGAGUGGAGCUUCGUCAGAGAAACUCUGAUUUUCUUCAACUUCCCAUCCAAUUUAAUUGCCCUUAUCAUGUCAUGUAUUUCCUCUGCAAAUAUGGCGUGCAUUGUUAAUGGUGGUAUCUGCGAAUCUUUUAAACCAUCUAGAGGAUUGAGACAAGGAGACCCUCUGUCUCCUUACCUAUUCAUCCUCUGCUUGGAAUUUCUUUCUCUUCAUAUCCAACAAGAUGUCCAAAACGGACAUUGGAAGGGGGCCAAACUUGGGAGAUCAGGUCCGAUUAUCUCGCACCUUUUCUUUGCUGAUGAUCUUAUCUUUAUUGGGAAAGCAUCUACUGCUAAUGCAUCUCACUUGAAAAACUUGUUGAGUUUCUUCUGUUCUCGUUCUGGACAAAAUAUUAACCAAAGCAAGUCCAAAAUUCUUUUUUCAAAAAAUACUGAUGAUCUCACCAAGUUUAAUAUCUGUCAUACUCUCGGCUUUGCCGAGACUAACUCCCUUGGCAAGUAUCUUGGGAUUCCUAUUACCCCUAAGAAGGUUUCCAAGAAGGAUUGCUCUUUCAUUGUGGAUAAAGUCAGAGGCAAAUUGGCAGGUUGGAAGGCUAACAUGCUUUCACUUGCUGGUAGAGCUACUCUAACCUCUUCUGUCCUUUCUACAAUCCCUAAUUAUUAUAUGCAGGCAGUCUACCUUCCUAGCUCGAUUCAUGAUGAACUUGAUAAAAUCUCUAGGGAUUUUAUAUGGGGUUCUACUGAUGAAAAAAAGAAAGUUCAUCUUGUCUCAUGGGAAAGAAUCACUCAACCAAAGAGGAAUGGGGGUAUUGGUAUCAAAUCUGCCAAGGAGGCUAAUCAAGCCUCUAUGGCGAAGCUCCAAUGGAGGCUCGCUGCAGAUAAAGGUAAUUUGUGGGCCAGGGCUCUCAAACAAAAGUAUAAGAUUGAGGGACCUAGGCAUGAUUUUUCCAACUCCCCCUCCCCUGUCUGUAAAGAUAUGGCAAAAGGUAGUCAUAUUUUUGGCUUAGGCAUUUCUUGGAUUCCUAGAAAUGGGAAUAACACUUAUUUUUGGCAAGACAGGUGGUGUGGGUCUAAACCACUAAAUUCUGUCCUUUAUGGUCCUUUUAAACCAACGGAUUGCCAUCUGAAGGUGGCUGACAUUUUAACUCCCCAAGGCACUUGGGAUUUAGAUAAAAUAUCCUACCACCUUCCUUCUGAUAUUGUGGCUUCUAUUCAAGCCAUACCAUUGUCUAAGCAUACCACUGAGGAUGAUAAGUUUGUUUGGAACUCAUCUGCUAAUGGCACUUUCUCUAUGAAUUCUGCGUAUAAUAUUGCAAAAAGCUUGCCUAUAUGCCAAAAAGAUCAAUGGUAUUGGAUCUGGAAGGUUCAUACUCUUCCAAAAAUCCAAUAUUUCUUAUGGCUCCUCAUGCAUGGUCGAAUUCAGACCUUUGACACUUUGGCCAAAUGGGGUGUUGUUGCCGAUAGCACAUGCCCCAUGUGCCGACUGGCACCUGAAACCAUUAACCAUCUAUUCAAGGAGUGUCCUUUCGUUGAUUGCCUAUGGUCUGCUGUUUCUCCUCAUAAUUGCCCUCUUCUCCAUCAUGUUGCUGAUUUUAAAGAUUGGCUACGGGCUAAUUGUGUUAGUGGUAAUUCUAAUUGUGUCAACACAAAUCAUUGGAGCACCUUUUUUACCUUCACCUUAUGGACCAUCUGGUUUACUAGGAACCAAUUUGUCCAUAAUAGCACCCAAAUGAAUAUUCAGCAAAUUAAGAGUGUUAUUCUUAAUAGAGUGCAGGAGUUCCUUAAAUAUAACUCCCCUGAUAUUGCUCCUAGAAAUAAGACUGUGGUUCACAUUGGUUGGUCACCGCCACCUCCUGGUUUCUUGAAACUUAACACUGAUGGUUCUGCCCAAGGGAACCCAGGGAUGGCUGGUGCAGGAGGUAUAUUUAGAGAUCAUAAUGGUUCCUGGAUCUAUGGUUACUCCAGAAAAGUUGGCUUUACCACUAGUCUUGCUGCUGAACUUUGGGCCAUUAGGGACGGUUUAGAUAUUGCUGUUAGCAGAGGAAUCUCCAAACUUAUUUUGGAAACAGAUUCCAAAGUUGCAGAAAUUCUUCUUAAAUCUGCAGACCAUAACUUCCACUCACUUGGUGUGCUUAUUCAUGAUUGCAGGCGUCUCAUGCAAGAGGUUCCUGACUUUCAAAUUCACCAUAUCUACAGGGAGGCUAAUGCGGCUGCAGACUUUUUGGCCAAACUCGGUGUUUCCUCUUCUUUUGGCUUUAUGUUGUAUGAUGAGAGACCUAAGGAGCUCUCUUGUAUUUUGUUCUAUGACUGUAUCGGAACUGUUGUUCCGAGAACUAUUUUUGGUAGCCUAGGAGGUGUAAGAAUUGGAGUAGGGGUUACAGCUUGGGAGGCGGUGUUGUGGUGGGUUCUUCAUCUCUCCUCAAUAAGAUCACUGGGGGAAUUUCAACCCUCUGUGGAGGUCAGAGAGGGCAGAUAUGAAGAGGCUAAGGCAGAAGGCAUUGAUAACCAUGACAGAGAGUUGGAAGAUGCUAUUUAUAGGCUCAUUGUUGAGUGUGAUAGGAAAAUUGGUAGAGCUCUCAAGUGCCUUGAGGAUGAGGAUGUGAAGGCUGCUAUUGCUAUAUAUCAGUCAUUGAAGUUACUCAGCAUCAAGGAAUGGUUAAUCAUUCUUAUCAUCUCGGGUGCCAUUAAGUGGCAGCUUAGAAAUCUUGAAGGCAAGACAGAUCUUAAAAUACGAGCUCUAGAAGAAGUAGGAGAGCUCAGAACUAAAAGGGCAGCUAAACAGUCCAUCCUGCUUUUGGAUGCUUUCAAUAAAGAUCGAGCAUCUUUGCCUCAACCAUUGCCAAAACUUCCACCUUUGGCACCAUUACCUGUAGCUGCACCUGGUCCUUAGAACCAGGAAAUGCUAAAUGAAAAGUUGAAGAAAUCUGAGGAUCUUGAUAUUUGUUUUUCUAUAUCUGCUCAGCUCCCUGCCAGACAGGAGCCUGUUCUGGAUUCCUCAAAAUACACUACUGCUGAUGUUUGCAUUGUGAGUCCUGUAUUUCUUUCUUUUAGUAUCAUAGAAAGGAAAAGUUGAGCCAUUUAAGAAAAAACUAAAUAUAAAAUUGUAGACAUACU
Rubroshorea leprosula is the source of this 4379-nucleotide messenger RNA. Lineage: Eukaryota; Viridiplantae; Streptophyta; Magnoliopsida; Malvales; Dipterocarpaceae. The record is from the annotation of a GenBank genome assembly.